This is a messenger RNA of Ostrinia furnacalis (Asian corn borer), 6115 nucleotides long. RefSeq lists its product as uncharacterized. The record is from RefSeq and is a predicted model, not a curated record. Lineage: Eukaryota; Metazoa; Arthropoda; Insecta; Lepidoptera; Crambidae. The transcript is spliced from 4 exons. Gene Ontology annotation, biological process: DNA integration. Bases 516 to 5630 code for a protein of 1704 amino acids. Gene Ontology annotation, molecular function: nucleic acid binding.
CAUCCGUAGAUGUAAACACGGCUUAAUUUCAUACUGAAUGCGUCUAAUGUGUCUAUGCCUUAUUUUUAUGGUUAAUGUUGGCAACACUAACAAUUAUAUCUCUCUUCCUCAUCACGCUCUCACCAACUCGUACUGGUUUUUGUAAAUAUUGUGUUUUUAUAAAUAAAAGUCAAGAUUAAAGUACAAAAUCUUGUUAUUUGUAUGUUCCACGAACAUAAAUGGUGCCGAAACUCUAUAAACAAGCUUCGACAAUAAACUUCGAGCAACGAAACCACACCUUCGCCGGCCGGCAAGAAAAGUAAGCUGAUUUCACUGCAUAUUGCUGAACAUACACUUGCACAAGAAUAAAUAAAUCGAAGGCCAAUCAAUACACUAUUGUGCCAUAUUGAUUUGCAAGUCGCAGUAGCCAAAAGUGAACAAUUUUAUUCAACUUUGCAAGAAAAUAACCGGCCGCCAUUUUGGUUCCCUUUACUUUGCAUCGAGAAAAAUAUCACCACGCCCUGCCAUUUUUCGCCAUGACCAUGGAUAGCGAUUCGGCUGAAAAGGAAGUGGACAAGAACGCAAGGAAAGGUAUCAUAAGAAAAAUCGCACAGUGUAAAGCGUCGUUGACAAAGGCAGAAAAUUUUAUCCGCACAUUGGAAUCGCCAAUCAACAAGGACGUGGUAUCUGCGCGGCUACAACAACUGCAGGAGGUGCUGCCAAGGCAUGAGCAGCUACUGAUCGAAUUAAGUACUUUGGACGACACCCUUGAUGAAGACUAUUUCGGAAACGACGCGUUCGAGGACCGGUAUUUGGCGAUCGUGGCGAGCCUUCGAGGCCUACUGGCGCCGCAGCCGCCGUCGCCGGCUCCAGCAUCGGGCGCGCAGCAGUCUACAGACGCGUGCGCUACCAGCGUGAGGCUGCCAGAAAUAGACAUUCCUGCGUUUGACGGCAAGGACUACACAAAAUACCACUCGUUCAUCGAACUCUUUAGUGCAGUGAUAGAUAAUAAUUCUAAAUUAGCCGCAAUUCAAAAGCUUUUCUAUCUUAGAAAAUACUUAAAAGGUGAGCCAUUGUCAUUAAUCGAAGGAUUACCCGUCACCGGGGACUCGUAUGGAAAAGCUCUUGAAUUGUUGAGAAAUAGAUAUGACAAUAAGUUUCUUAUUAUCACUAACCAUGUACAAGAGCUGCUAGACUUCAAUCCACUAGUAAAGGGAGCGGCUACCAAUUUAAGAGAGUUAGUGUCACAUGCUCGCCAGCACUUAGGUGCACUGAAAACAUUAGGACAACCGACUGACAGCUGGGACAUGAUAGUUUUACCCAUUUUGUUGCGAAAGGUCGACCAGUUUACUUGCAGAGCCUAUCAUUCGGAGCGUGACACCACAAAGCUGCCCCUACUGGAUGACUUCUUCGCUUUUGUGGAGCGGAGAGCUAGCAGCUUCGAGGAGAGCCAAAGAAGUGAAGGUAAGAGCAACAAUAAUAAUAACACUUACAAAACUAAAGUGUCAAACUAUGCAAGCAAAACUGCCACAAAGUCGUGGUCUUGCAAAUAUUGUAGUGAGCAAACACAUAGAUUAUUCAAAUGUGACAAAUUUCUAGCCAUCUCACCAGAGGAAAGGCUCAAUUUCAUUUCACAAAAUAAUUUAUGCAAAAUAUGUUUCAAUUCUCACACAAAUAAAUGUAAAUUUCACUUCAAAUGUGAACAGUGCAAGGACAAAUCGCAUAAUACUCUCUUGCACUGCAAUGAAAAAGUAUCAAUGCACAGUAAUUCUAAUGUUAGCACAAUAUUGCUGCCCACCAUCAAGGCCAAAGUACUCUGCCGGGAUGGCAAAUCACACAAAGUAGUCCGGGGACUAGUUGACAGUGGCAGCCAAGUGUCAUUUAUGACAGCUGACUUAGCAAAAGCAUUGCAAUUACCGCUAAUUGAUAGCAAUUUAAAUAUCACAGCCUUGGGGAAACAAAACAAAACAACCUCAAAAGCUGUCAAUGCUGAAUUUGUGUCACUUCAAAAUAAUUAUAAGUGCCAAGUUAAUUGUUCCAUAGUGGACCAAAUUACAACCAAGCUGCCACAGCAACAAGUAAGCUGGCAAAAUAUACAGCUGCCAGACUCUGUGGUGCUUGCAGAUAGUGACUUUGACACUCCGGGAGACAUUUCAUUUCUGCUGUCAGCGGACAUAUUCUUCCAAAUAUUGCUGCCUCGCAAAAUCAAGCUGCAAAAUAGUAAUUUGUAUCUUAUUGAUACCCAGUUUGGUUCAAUAUUGUCAGGUGAAGUAAACACUAGUGAGUUUUGUGCAUCCAGUCACCAUGUCACCUUGCAUGCUAUAUGUGACAACAAUGUAGAUCACCUCCUACAAAAGUUUUGGGAGACUGAAAUGGUCCCUGAAACGAAAUUGGAGGUUACAGCAAAGCAGGAUGCCUGCGAAGCCGAGUUUAAAAGCUCGGUACAGCUCACCAGCGAGUUUCAGGUGUCCCUCCCGCUCAAAGUCCCCGUAGAUCAGCUAGACCUAGGAAAUACAUUUCCUAUAGCAUCAAAAACAUUAAAUGCCAUCGAAAAAAGGUUAGCCAAAGAUGAUCAAUUAAAUAGAAAUUAUAAUGACUUCAUGAAUCAAUACAUAGAAAUGGGUCAUGCAAAGGUCAUCCCACUGUGCCAGUUAAAUUUAAAAAAUGCAUAUUUCAUGCAACACUUGCCAGUCAUAAGGAACGAUAAAAAGACCAAUAAAGUAAGAGUUGUUUUUAAUGGUAACACAAAAGCUAGUUCGCAGCAUCAAAGUUUAAAUGAUGUUUUGCUAAAUGGCCCUAAGGUUCAAAAAGAUCUCUUUGACAUUCUGAUUUUAUUCAGGUCAUUCAAGUAUGUAAUGUUAACGGAUAUCAGGCAUAUGUACAGAGCUAUAAAAAUUGAUCCAUCAUUUAGGCAUCUACAAAAUAUAUUAUGGAAAGAUGAAAAUAAUCAAAGAAUUAUUCUGCAAUUACAGACAGUCACCUAUGGACUCAAGAGCUCAAGCUACCUGGCCACCAGAUGUCUCCAGGAGUUAGCAGACCGGUUUGGGAGCAAUAUGCCGCUGGCUGCUGAGGUCAUCCGGACAGCCAUGUACGUUGACGAUGCUCUUUUUGGAGCACAGACCAUCGAUGAAGCUCUUGAGGUAAGAGAUCAAUUUAUAGACCUGCUAGGACGUGCCAAUCUGCAGCUGCAUAAAUGGGCUGCAAAUGAUGACCAAUUACUGGCUGGCAUACCAGCUGACAAGCAGCAUUUCGAAGAGCAUGAGCUCGGUAAUGAGGACCUCUCAAUGAAAGCUUUAGGGGUCUCAUUCAAUGUUAGAGAUGAUGUUUUUAAAGUGUCAUGUCCUAUAAAGCGGGUGCAGUCCUGGAAUAAAAGGUCCAUUUUGAGUGUCAUAGGCUCUUUCUUUGACCCCUUAGGGCUCGCUGGGCCAAUAAUAGUUCGAGCAAAGGAAUUUCUACAAAAAGUGUGGAAGGAGAAUCUCGAGUGGGACUCGCCCAUACCAAUGUCAUUGCUUAAGGCCUGGUUAACAUUCUAUGAACAGCUAGAACAAGUGCCUACAAUUUCUGUACAAAGAAACAUAAAUAUAAAUAAUGCGCAGGUAAUACAAUUGCUAGGAUAUUGUGACGCUUCUAGCGUCGCCUACGGCUGCUGCAUAUAUAUAAGGGUUAUUCAAGGCAGCAAAGUAACCACAACACUUUUGUGUUCAAAGUCUAGAAUUGCUCCAGUAAAAAACGCCUUGACUAUACCUAAGCUAGAGUUAAAUGGUGCAGUGUUGCUAGCCAAACUGUAUUGCAAAGUCAAAGCAAUCUAUGCUAAAAUUAACUUCAAUGCUGUACAUUUAUUUUCUGACUCCCAAGUUGUUCUGUGUUGGUUGAAGUCUAGCAGAAAUAAUAUACCGGCUUAUGUCAAAAACAGAAUAAAUUUAAUAAAUUCAAGUACUACAGAAUGUAAAUGGUUUCACAUAGAUGGAGCUUCCAAUCCAGCUGAUUGCUUGUCUCGAGGCUGCAAUCCCCAAGACCUGCCAUCGAACACCUUAUGGUGGCAUGGGCCUCCUCAACUUGACUCACUGGAGUAUGAGCCUUCACCAUCAUUGGCUUCAUGCAACCACUUACUUUGCGAGAGGGGACCUGCCGAGAGCGAGCAAGCAGCUUGUUUGGUUGUGACACAAGAACCACAAUUGUUUGAAAAAUAUUCUUCAUGGUUCACUAUGCAAAGAAUUGUAGCUUGGAUAUUAAGGUUUAAAUUCAAUUGUUUAAAUAAACAUAAUAAAAUUAAAGGAAAUUUGACUGUAAAAGAAUUGUUAAAUGCUCAAUACAGAAUAAUUUCUAUAACGCAAGGCUUGUAUUUUCCUUCGGAAAUAUCAAAAAUAAAAAAUAAUUUGCCAAUAAAAUCUAAUUUAAAAUCCUUGGCUCCAUUCAUAGAUGGAAAUGGCAUAAUGAGGGUUGGUGGCCGGUUGCAAAACGCCCCAGUGCCAUACACGCAAAAGCAUCCGAUUAUUUUGCCCAAUAAGUGUCAUGUCAAGAAUUCAAUUAUUCGAAAUGAACACUGUGUAUUAAUGCAUGCUGGUAUCACCCUCGUAUUAAGUAGUCUGAAACUUAAGUAUUGGAUCAUUAGCGCCGGUCGCGAAGUAAAGAAAAUUAUUAACAAGUGCUUAAAAUGUUACAGGUUUAAGGCUCAAGUAGCCAGCCAGUUUAUGGGAUCCCUGCCCUCCGAUCGCGUCACCGAGAGCCACCCGUUCGACAAGGUUGGAAUCGACUUCUGUGGUCCGUUUCAAGUAAAACAAUCGGGCAUGCGGAGGGCCGUUGUCACCAAAGGCUACACACUGGUAAUUGUUUGCUUCGCCACUAAGGCUGUCCACCUUGAGCUAGUUUCAGACAUGACAACUCAAACAUUCUUAGCAGCCUUAAAAAGAUUCAUUGGCAGACGCGGUAUUCCCGCCAUUAUUAAUUGCGAUAAUGCACAAACGUUUAAAGGAGCCGACAACGUGCUCCACGACUUGUAUAAAUUAGUCAAUUCCAAAAAGCAUCAAUCUCAAGUGAGUGUGGCUGCUGUAGAGAAAGGAAUAACCUUUCGCUACAUCCCCUCCUACUCCCCCAACCACGGAGGCCUCUGGGAGGCCGCCGUUAAGAGUUUUAAGUUCCAUUUCAAAAGAGUGGUGGGGGAGAAUAAAUUCACGUACGAAGAAUUGACCACUAUUUUAUCCGAAAUAGAGGGUAUCCUGAAUUCCAGGCCCCUCACGCCGCUUUCAAGCGACCCUGCAGACCUAACAGCCCUAACCCCAGGACACUUCCUGACUGGUCGUCCACUCAUAUGUAUCCCUGAGCCGGAUCUAACCGAUAUCCCUCUAAAUAGACUAAGAUUCUGGAGGCGCUGUACUCAGGUCAAGCAACAUUUUUGGAAAGCCUGGUACAGCCAAUAUUUAUCGCAGCUAAAUGUUAGAAACAAGUGGAGCAAACAGUUACCAGAUGUGGAAGAAGGCAGUUUAGUUUUACUAAAAGGAGACAACGUUCCCCCGCUGCAGUGGCCCAUGGCGCGGGUGACGCGGGUGUUUCGGGGAAGCGAUGGGAGGGUAAGGGUCGCGGAGCUCAAAACCGCUACUGGUCUAACCCGUAGGUCUAUUAAUAAAAUGUGUAUACUUCCCAUAGAUUAUUAAGUAACAAGCCAUUUUAAAACUGUUAAAUAAUUUUUAACCAUAGGUUUUUAAGCAAAUGUUAACUUGUAGUUAUGACAUGCGAAUUUUAUUAAAUAUUUAUGGCAAUUUUGAGUCUGUAAACUGUGAUAACUAAGUAGUAAUAUGUAUAGGGUGUUACUUAAACUUAAGAAUAAAGAUUUAAUUAAGAUAUAACUUCAAUUGUAUCAUGCAAGUCAUUACUAAUGUAACUUCAUGACUAUUAUUGUAACUGCCUAACUAUUAACGUAACUGCAUAACUAUUAAUGUAACUGCAUAGCUAUUUUUGUAACCUUUUGCCCGGGAGAAUGUCCACAUCCGUAGAUGUAAACACGGCUUAAUUUCAUACUGAAUGCGUCUAAUGUGUCUAUGCCUUAUUUUUAUGGUUAAUGUUGGCAACACUAACAAUUAUAUCUCUCUUCCUCAUCACGCUCUCACCAACUCGUACUGGUUUUUGUAAAUAUUGUGUU